CGGGCGGAUUUGGUUUAAGCGUGUGUGCGGUGGUGUAAUGUUUGUGGUUUUCACGGCGUUGUUUCUUUGGAGUUUUAACGGAUUUUGAGACAAUAUCCUUCUCGAGAUGAUCUCGUUGGGUCCAAAGAAGGACGGAGGUCCAAAUAUCAAGUUUUUUGAAUCUCCAGAGAUCCUCACACAGUUGGAUGGAGUCAAACAGUGGCUCCUGAAAACCUGCAAGAAGUAUGUACAAACGGAUCCUCCUACCAAUAAAAGCUUGGCAACUCUAGUGAUACAACUGCUUCAAUUCCAAGAAGACAAUCUUGGCAAAAAUGUUUCAAAACCACAGAUGACCAGGAUUCCUCUCAAAUGCUUUCUCGAUUUUAAACCAGGCGGUGGUUUAUGUCAUAUAUUAGCAACAGCUUUCAAGUUUAAGCAAGAAAAUGGAUGGCGCCGUUUCGAUUUCCCAGUUGGGAAGUCGGGCUCUCGGAUGAAUCUUUUGAUCGAUAUGCUAACGGCAAUGGAACGUGCCUUAGUUCAAAAUAGAUGCUUAGCAUUACCCAGCAUAUUCGUAAGAUCCGAUGUCGAUAAAGCGACAGCCACGAAAGUAAAAGAAGUCGUUCGACGCCAUCAGGGCACAAUCGCUGAAAAUGAGGCGGAUGCCACUCACAUUAUUUAUCCAGCAGUUGAUCCCCUGGAAGAAGAAUAUGCUCGACCAUGCUUGCGACGAGAUCGCUCUGUAUUGCUUCACUGGUAUUAUUUCCCCGACAGCUACGAUUCCUGGACUAAUCUUGAACUUCCCUGGGACUAUCCAGAAGCAAAUUUCGGAAACUCGAAUCCAAGAACGACAUACAAAGUAUCCGCUACUUGGGCCUUGGACUUGGACCAAUAUAACGAAUGGAUGAACGAAGAAGAUUACGAAGUUGACGACAACGGACAAAAGAAAGUUCACAAAUACAGACUCUCCGUUGAAGACCUAAUGUCUCAACCUACUCAUCCACCAACUGGUUCAAAGAAACCAAAGAGGAAGAGAUCGCCCACUCCUCCACCAAAAUUAGGCAAACGCAAAAGUGGUCGAGGACCUUCAGGCAUUCAGGGAACACCUUCGGCUUCCGCGACCCUGAAGAAAACUCGUGGUGGUGGCGAUGAAGAAGAGGACUUGACACAAGGUAUGGAAGAUCCUCCCGCCGAGCCUCGAAUUGUCGAAGUCGUUGCCACACCUACGAAUCCAUCAGUCUCAGGCCCAGGUUCUACAGGUGGAACUAGUGUCUCGACCAACAAGAAGCAGGACAACGAACUCCAGCCUCUCAAAUCAGGAAACAUGGCAGAUCUCGACGAACCUUCUGAAGGUGACAAAAAUAGUGCACACAGUGCCCAAGAUCGAGAGGAAAGAGGAUCGAGCAAAGAGCGUGGCGAGGGAAGUAAAAGCGACGAACCGGAAGACAAUGUCACUGAACAAACUCACCACAUUGUUGUGCCCAGUUACUCGGCUUGGUUCGACUACAACUCUAUCCACACUAUCGAGAAACGAGCUCUCUACGAGUUUUUCAAUGGAAAAAAUAAGUCCAAGACUCCGGAGAUUUAUCUCGCUUAUCGGAAUUUCAUGAUUGAUACCUACCGAUUGAAUCCUACGGAGUACAUAACGUCGACAGCGUGCAGGCGAAAUUUAGCAGGUGACGUAUGUGCGAUAAUGCGCGUCCACGCUUUUCUAGAACAAUGGGGUUUAAUUAAUUACCAAGUGGACGCGGAAUCAAGACCUACACCAAUGGGACCACCGCCAACCUCCCAUUUCCAUGUUCUCUCCGAUACACCUUCCGGUUUGGCACCUGUCAACCCCAAUCCACCAAAAACUCCACAGCCUUCCGCAGCCAAAACGCUGCUUGAUCUGGAGAAGAAACCUGCGACACCACUCGGUGUUGCAGGAGACGAGAAACCUAUUGCUGGUGCUAUGACCAACUUUGGUUUGAAGGUAGAUCAGUAUUCACGAAAGCCAGCUGUUCUGAAGAACAAACAGGCCUCGAGCGCAACUCGAGAUUGGACGGAGCAGGAGACGCUUUUGCUUCUAGAGGGAUUAGAGCUUCACAAGGAUGACUGGAAUAAAGUUUGCGAACACGUUGGGUCCAGGACACAGGAUGAGUGCAUCUUGCAUUUCCUGCGACUCCCGAUUGAGGACCCCUACCUGGAAGAAGGUGGUCCUGAAGGUUUGGGACCGUUGGGAUACCAGCCAAUUCCUUUCUCGAAAGCUGGAAACCCGGUCAUGAGUACCGUCGCUUUCCUGGCUUCUGUAGUGGAUCCAAGAGUAGCUGCUAGUGCCGCAAAGGCAGCGAUGGAAGAAUUCGCGGCUAUUAAGGAUCAGGUUCCGGCAGCUUUGCUCGAUCAGCAUUUGAGGAAUGUACAGGCGAGCGCUAAUUCUGAUGGCAAAUUCGAUCCAGCCGCUGGUCUCGCUCAAUCAGGAAUCGCUGGAACUGGCCCACCAGAACCUCCAGAGGAUUCUUCCACUUCCGCAACAGGAACAGCAAAUGCCACACCAGCUACUUCUCCACACCCAGCCCCAGAAACCAAGAAAGAAGAGCCAGAGAAACCGAAAGAGGUAGUGGAAAGUGAACAAUCAUCAGCAGUCCCUCCAAAGAAGGAGGAAACUCCCGAAAAUGAAAGGGAUCAACCCGAAAAGAUGGAUGUGGAUACUAAAGAAGGCGAGGAGGAUCCUAAAGCCAAGGUCGAUGGCGAAGAGGGUGAAGCAAAGGAGAAGAAAGACAAAGUCGUGAGGGACGCCCAACUGCAAUCGGCGGCAGCUGCAGCUCUAGCCGCUGCUGCUGUGAAAGCGAAACACUUGGCCGCUGUCGAGGAGAGAAAAAUAAAGUCCUUGGUCGCUCUGCUUGUUGAAACUCAAAUGAAAAAGCUCGAGAUAAAAUUGCGUCACUUUGAGGAGCUUGAAACGACGAUGGAGCGCGAGCGCGAGGGUCUUGAGUAUCAGCGGCAGCAACUCAUCACCGAGAGACAGCAAUUCCACCUGGAACAGCUGAAAGCUGCGGAAUUCCGAGCCCGACAGCAGGCGCACCAGAGGUUAGCUCAAGAGCAGCAGCAACAGCAGCAAAAUCAGCAUCUGAUUCAACAGCAGCAACAACCGCCAAGUCCACAAGCGACGGCUCAACAACCUCCGCCCCAUACUCCUCCUCAGCAGGCGUAAUCCAUCGAGUGAGAAGUGACCAAACACGUGGUGAGGUAUAUGCGUAUUAAUUUAUGUCGAGAUGAGAACUUUGUCGCUUAAUGCAAGAUUUUUUGUCUUAAUUCCAUUAGUGAUUUUAAUUAUUGUAUACUUCGACCUAUUUUGUCUGCAAUCUGCAUUUUGAUGUUCACUCAGUACCGUCAGAUUGUCCAGAAUCUUGCAGCUCGGAUUUCAUAUCUGCUGACGAGAACAAAAGGAAUAGAGACAACAAUUUUCCAAGUUUGAUAGAUCGCGCAACGGUUCAGAUUGCUGAACUUUAUAUUACUUUUCUACCUUUCGAGACAGGGAAACUUAAAACGAAACAGUUGUUCGUUUUAUUUGUAUAAUAAAUUUUAAGAAUUGAGGCAUCGCUUCGAUGGGAAUGAAAGGCGUGCAAUUAUACUUGAGUUGGAUGUCGAGUGAGCGUUAUUAAAUAAUGAGAGGAAGUUGAAUCGAAUUUUAUUCGCGUCGUGUGAAGUAGAAUUUCAAAAUGGCCCUUUAGCUACUGACAUUUGGGUGUUUCCAAUUAAGGGUAGAGUGUGUUACUACUAUAAUUAAAGGCAUUUCUGAAUAAAUCACUAAUAACUAGAAAACUUUGUUUUUAAAGAAUGUCCUUUCAUUGUGCCGGUUUUCGUAUGUAUUCCUGGAAUUUGUAUUUACAGUAUAAUUCGUCGCAUUGUAAUCGACUUACUAUCAUGUAAAAUAUACAAUAUAUUGUGUAUAC
This is a messenger RNA of Belonocnema kinseyi, 3908 nucleotides long. It is a transcript of the gene mor, whose product is annotated as SWI/SNF complex subunit SMARCC2. Lineage: Eukaryota; Metazoa; Arthropoda; Insecta; Hymenoptera; Cynipidae. The coding region runs from base 107 to 3166 and encodes 1019 amino acids. Gene Ontology annotation, cellular component: SWI/SNF complex. The transcript has 9 exons. Gene Ontology annotation, biological process: positive regulation of DNA-templated transcription. Gene Ontology annotation, molecular function: DNA binding; histone binding. The record is from RefSeq and is a predicted model, not a curated record.